AUGGCUCCAAAGCUCAGUGCCAAGCCCAUCCGCUUCCGCUUUCCCGACUCGGACCUGGAGAAGCUGCAAAGACAAUUGGAUGACACUUUGCUUCCAGUUGAAGAGAUUGUAGCAGAUGCGGGUUGGAAGUAUGGCACUGAUCUUUCCAAGUUGAAACAAUUGGUGGAGGAUUGGAAGAGAGGAGAUGUGGUGGAUGCGUUUGGAAAGAACACGGGACCUGGAGGAGGAGUGGGUGCGUGGUGGAGAAAGGUGGAGGAGAGGAUCAAUAGGUAUCCUCAUUACAUUGCCGAGGUCGAGGGUGUGCAAGUUCAUUACCAAGUGGCCAGAUCGGCAGAGACGGAUGCGAUUGCUCUCAUUUUCAGCCACGGAUGGCCAGGAAGCUUCUUUGAGGCUGAUUUGCUGCUGGACAAAUUGACACGGCCCGACAUUUCAGGACGAUCAUUUCACGUCGUGGUGCCGUCGCUCAUUGGCUAUGGCUUAUCUGGUAGACCUCCCAAGCAGGGUUGGUCCCUCGAAGACACGGCGAGAUUGUUCGACAAGCUCAUGACCGAAGUGUUGGGCUUCCAGACCUAUGCAGCACAUGGCGGUGAUUGGGGCUACACCAUCACUAGGCUCUUGGCGCGCUACGAUGCCUGCACAGCAUACCACACCAAUUUCCUCGUUCCCAACAUUCCAACAUAUGCGCUGCCAAUACUGGGUCUGGCCAAGAUGGGUUACAGCAGCAUCACCGAUCGACUGUUGCCCUACAUUUUCGAUGCGAGGGACGUCAACCUUCUCAAGCGCGGCUUGGAAUACAUCAACGUGGGCAGCGGAUACUAUCAGAUCCAAGCGACCAAGCCCGCAACGGUGGGUUAUGCGCUCUACGAUUCGCCCGUAGGAAUUCUGAGCUACUUGUUGGAAAAGUUCAGAGAGUGGAGCGAUAGGAGAGCACCGGCUUUUCAGCCUGCUGGCCAAGGAGAGCAGAGCAGCGGCAUGACGGACGAAAACAUCUUGAUCUGCGCGACGAUCUACUACCUCACCAAAUCCACCCACACUUCCUUUUUGCCUUACUACGAGAGCGGCUACCUCUUUAACAAAUUCGGCAAAGAUCGCAACUUUACCGCCCCAGCAAGAAAGAAACCUUUUGGACAUUCCCGCUUUCCCUGGGAAUUGGGCGGAUCGCCUAAACCUUGGAUCGGCAGGUUGGAUGUGAACCUCAAAAGCCUCAAGGAACACGAUUACGGAGGUCAUUUUGCAGCGAUGGACAAUCCGAAUGCCCUCUCGUCGGAUCUGCGCGAAUUCUUUACGGCGCAUUUCUAA
This is a messenger RNA of Ceraceosorus bombacis, 1299 nucleotides long. NCBI's taxonomy places the organism in Eukaryota, Fungi, Basidiomycota, Exobasidiomycetes, Ceraceosorales, Ceraceosoraceae. The record is from the annotation of a GenBank genome assembly.